Molecule: messenger RNA, 2217 nt
Organism: Lottia gigantea (owl limpet)
Lineage: Eukaryota; Metazoa; Mollusca; Gastropoda; Lottiidae
Exons: 12
Coding region: 1-1572 (523 amino acids)
Biological process (GO): signal transduction; activation of GTPase activity
Molecular function (GO): GTPase activator activity
Source: RefSeq, a predicted model, not a curated record
AUGACAGUUGGAGAUGAAGUAUUAGAUGUACCUGGUAUAUUGAAGCAUCAAACUGGGCGUCGAAAUACAACUUUUGGUGUAGACUUUCAAGAACAAGUUCACCAAUUAAAUGUACAGAUACCACCUAUUAUAUUAAAGUGUGUAGCUGAGGUAGAGAAAAGGGGAAUGGAAGUUAAGGGUUUAUAUAGAGUGUCUGGUGUAAAAAGUACAGUAGAAAAACUGUGUCAAAGAUUUGAAAUUGAUCCUACAUCAGUUAUAUUAGAUGAUGUACAUCCCAAUGUGUUAUCAAGUGUAUUAAAACAAUAUUUGAGACAUCUGCCAGAGCCACUGAUGACGUUUAAGUUAUAUCCAGAGUUUAUAAAAGCAGCCAAGGAUUUCAUGGAAAAGAGAAUAACAAAUGACCAAGCUGUUGAAAACUAUCAUUAUAUUGUACAAAAGCUUCCCAUAUCAAAUCAUAAAACAUCAGCUGUAUUGAUGCAUCAUUUACAAAGAGUGGCAUCUCACAGUGAAAAAAACCAAAUGAGUGCAGCCAAUCUUGGUAUAGUGUUUGGUCCUACUUUGUUGAAACCCCAUGAAGGUAGUGCAUCAUUAGCAACACUAGUAGAUACUCCUCAUCAAACAAAUGCUAUAGAGAUGUUGAUAUCUUCAGCACAGACAAUAUUUGGCCCUGCUGACCAGUUCCUUAUAGAACAUGGUGAAACACCAAUAGAAAAUAUACCAGAAUUACAGGUCACACAAUGUGAUAAGAUGCCUGGGUUGUCACAAGACAAGCAUCUUGAGAUGAAGCUAGAGGAAAGAACUAUUCAGAGUGAGGAAAGUGAGAAAAAAAGUGAAACCAGUUCCUCCAAAGAUAUAUCGAGAUCAACAAAAACAGAUAAGAAUGUUGACUAUGGAUUACCAGGUUGUACCACUGAUGUAUCAUCAUUCUCACUGAAACAGGUGAAUACUAAUGAGAUUUCAACAUUGUACACUCAACCAACUUAUGGUGCAGUAUCCUUAGUACCAUCCAUAUCUGUCACAGAUAGAACUGAUGUGAAUUUAACAGUUACAGAAAAAUUACCAUCUCAUCUCAAACCAACUGCUUUUGAAUCCCAAAAUGUAUCUAAUGUGGUUGUUGCAGAGAUACCCGAUAAAAAAGGCACCAAACCUAAAACUUCUAGUCUACCAUGUUCCAAACGCUCUCAAAUGGUUAAAUAUUUGCCAAAAGCUUCAAAAGCAGAUGUACCGAAGGGGGUUUCAUGUUCUAGUUCUACCUGCUCGAGAUCAGAACCUAUUACCAAAACAUCCCCAAAAAUCUCUGUAAAAUUUAAAAAUAUCAAUUUUCCCAUAGCUAAAGCUACAAUAGUGUCUAAAAUUAAUCCUAGUAAAUCAUCUAGUCAUGUACAAAGCACUGAAUCAAAAUCUGCAUCUGGUCAGACCUUGGCUUCAAAGAUACCAGGUAGUGGGUCAGAGAUUACUAAAUAUUCUAACAGUCCCAGUGGAAAGUCCAAAGGCACUAAAGUUGAAAAACAAAUUAGUAACGUUAAAAAAACAGAAUCGGGUGAAAAGUCAAGGUCCCCACAAUUUGUAUAGACAUAUUUAAGCUAUAUCUAUAUUAUAUUGAUUUUAUUUAUAUAAUGAUGUAAAAGAACUGUAUUUACUACACCAAAUAUAAUUAUUAUCAAUCAAACUGCAGUUGUGAAAAUGUCUGUUUUUAAGAAUUUAAUUACAAUGUUUUGGUCUAGAUCAAGUUUAUAUUCAAGUUAUAUUUUGAAGUUUUCUGUAUCAAAUAACAUUACAGAAUAGAUGGAAAAUAUUGCUUAUAUUAUGCAUUAGGCAUUUUUUAUGACUAUCACUAAAAUCUUUAACCAUUUUAUUGAGAUAUAUAGAUAUAUACUAAUUAAUGUAACCAGAAAGGUAAAGAUGUACAUUGAGUAGUAAAAUUAUUACUUAUUUACACAGACCCAGUGACUUGAACAAAAAUACAGGAAAGCAUAUGUUAAAAAAAAAAAUUCCCAUGAGGGGGCCCAACUCAUUAAGUCCAAAGUCCCCCACUAAUCUAGUUGCAGCCACUGCAAGGACCUGAUAUCUGAAAUAUUAUCUUUGUAGGUUUUAUUUCUAGGUAAACUUUUAGAAUUGUUUAAAACAUUCUGGAGAUUACUUGAUUAACUAUGAUGACCUGAUAUAUAAUAACACAGUCAAUUAUAGCCAUGAAAUAAAGAUUGGACAAUUCUUUUC